CUGAUCUCGAAAAAGUACAUAACCUCGCCAACCCGCAGACUGGAGGCAUUUAGAGUCUUGCCGUGGUCAUUACACUCAUUGUGAAAAUUCGAUAUGCGCCUCCUCACACUUCUCACUACCUGCCUCUCGGUAGCAGCCGCAGCCACACUAGGAAAGCGCGCGCCAACGCCUGGCCAGCUCUCCCAAGUCACGUCAUUCGGCAACGCAACAACAGCAGCUGGAUUCUACAUCUACGUUCCGAAGAACCUCGCGGCCUCUCCUGGAGUCAUCGUCGCUGUCCACUACUGCACCGGCUCGGCGCAGGCCUACUAUAAUGGUAGCCCUUACGCAGCGCUUGCAGAGCAAUACGGCUUCAUCGUCAUCUACCCUAGCUCGCCUCACUCCGGGACCUGCUGGGAUGUCAGCAGCAAGGCGACUUUGACACAUAACGGAGGUGGCGACAGCAAUACCAUUGCAAAUAUGGCUACGUGGACUGUAUCGCAGUAUAAUGCCGAUGCUUCGAAGGUGUUCGUGACUGGAUCGAGCAGUGGUGCUAUGAUGACAAACGUCCUUGCCGCUACCUACCCCGAUAUCUUCAAGGCAGCCAUUGUCUACUCUGGCGUACCCGCGGGUUGCUUCGUCUCUGCAUCUGGCGCUGUCGAUGCCUGGAACAGCACCUGCGCUCAAGGGAACUCCAUCGCCACUCCCGAGGCUUGGACGGAUGUUGUCAAGAACAUGUACCUCAACUACACCGGCGCUCGUCCCAAGAUGCAAAUCUAUCAUGGGAGUGCGGACACUAUACUUCUUCCUCAGAAUUAUCAGGAGACCAUGAAACAGUGGUCCGGUGUCUUCGGCUACAAUUACAGCCAGCCUCAGAGCACGACUCUUAACAAUCCUCAGAGUGGCUACACCAAGACUGUUUAUGGCGAAUCUGUGCAAGGUAUAUAUGCUGAGAACGUCGGACACACUGUGCCGAUCCGGGGUACAGACGACAUGGAGUUUUUUGGGUUCGCCUCGUAAGCCUGUGAAAAAGAUCAAGCUCGGGUAACCAUUUGCUACAUGCCAUCUGCGAUGUCGAUUUGUGACUGACCAAUGAAAUAAUUCUGCAUCGACAAAGGUGUCGUGUCUCAAUUCUUUUCUGGAAGGGCGAUCAAUCGCAGUUGGACUGAAAGUAAUCGCAGCUUUGUACUUAUCACGACAACACCAUCGCCAACGAUCAUUGGGCAUCGCGUCUACAUUCAUCUUCGGAAGGUUCUGGACGCGCCGUGCUUUGAACUUUUGAAACGAAAGAUCAGAGUGGCUCUCCUGGCGACAGAGCGGGAAACACCGACCUCCCAAGAUUAUCAUUUAUCAACUAUGGGAGUCUGUCAAUGCCUUUUAGUCGUAUCUUUGCAGAAAGCCGGAAUAUAUGAUCUCUUGGAUUUCUUCC
Messenger RNA from Didymella exigua CBS 183.55, 1408 nucleotides. RefSeq names its product carbohydrate esterase family 1 protein. Bases 94 to 999 code for a protein of 301 amino acids. Lineage: Eukaryota; Fungi; Ascomycota; Dothideomycetes; Pleosporales; Didymellaceae. The transcript has 3 exons. Gene Ontology annotation, molecular function: hydrolase activity. Gene Ontology annotation, cellular component: extracellular region. The record is from RefSeq and is a predicted model, not a curated record.